GUUCGUCGCGUCGCACGCAAGACGACGCAGAAUACAAAACACCACCCCCCCGUCGUCGUCGUCGUCCUUGAGGGAGGUCAGCCCAUAAGUCGCUCGAGUCGCGACCCUCCCUUAUUAUAUAUUGUAUAAUCAAUUCCUUUGUACUAUUAGGUUUCUCAUCGGAAGAACGAAAGCCCCUUUUCUAUGAAAUAGAACUAACGGGGAAGAUAUAUAUAUACACCGCGCUGUCCUCGAGUUUCGUCUUCUGGGUACCUUAAAAGUUUUCUGCUUUCUGUCGCUUCUUCUUCUCUCGCUCCAUGACACAGACACAACGAGUCUUCCAAGCCUGGAAAGGAAGCAAUAAGUUCAUCCUUGGUGGGAGAUUAAUCUUCGGCCCGGAUGCUAGAUCAGUCCCUGUCACCGUCCUCCUCAUCAUAGUCCCUGUUAUUUUAUUCUGCGUGUUUGUAGCAAGGCAUCUUCGCCACGAGUUCUCUCCCUACAAUGCUGGAUACGCUAUCUUGGUCGUUGCAAUUCUCUUCACUAUUUAUGUAUUGAUCCUCCUCUCCUUCACAUCUGCACGAGACCCUGGCAUUGUCCCACGAAACUUACAUCCACCAGAGGAAGAUCUACGCUACGAGACAACACUAUCAGCAGACGGAAGACAAACGCCAAGCGUUCAGAUUCCUCGGACGAAAGAAGUCAUCGUUAACGGCGUUUCCGUUAGAGUCAAGUACUGCGACACGUGCAUGCUUUACAGGCCUCCUCGUUGCUCCCACUGCUCCAUCUGCAACAACUGCGUCGAGCGCUUUGAUCAUCAUUGCCCCUGGGUGGGCCAAUGCAUUGGACUGAGAAACUAUAGGUACUUCUUCAUGUUUGUCUCCUCGGCGACACUUCUCUGCAUCUACGUGUUCUCCAUCUCGGCGUUAUACAUCAAGAUUCUGAUGGAACAUCAACGCGGAACCGUGUGGAUGGCAAUGAAAGAAUCUCCUUGGUCGGUUGCGCUGAUGAUAUAUUGCUUUAUUGGCUUCUGGUUUGUUGGAGGGCUCACGGGGUUUCACUUGUACCUCAUAAGCACAAACCAGACAACCUAUGAGAACUUCCGGUACAGAGCAAACAGCAGAACCGUUGCUUAUAACCGCGGCUGUGCUAACAAUUUCAUGGAGGUGUUUUGCACCAAGGUUAAGCCCUCGAGGAACAACUUUAGAGCCUUCGUGGAAGAAGAGCCUCCAAGAGUUGUUACAACAACCACCAGAGAGUCAGAGGAUGAAGCCGGAACCCGGAGACAGAAAGUGGAGGAUGAUCUAGACAUUGGGGACGAUCUUAUGAAUAUAUCACAGCGGUGUAAUCCAGCAGAGCAACCUCGUCAUGGUUUGGAUAUUGACCAAUCGAUGCUUGGGGUUGCUGAGAGAGCGGGAACGAUAAGGACGGAGACGAGGCAUGGAAGCUGGGGGAGUAGAAGAAGUGGGAGCUGGGAUAUAGAAGCAGAUGUGAGUAGUUCUAAUGUCAGGGAGAGUCGGAGCUAAGUAACAGAAGAGGGAGGAGAAGGGGGAGGAUGUGUUUAUUACUUUUGUUUUUUUUUUAAUUGGUACCAAACAUUUGGAGGAGGUCUCUUUUUAGGACAGAAGUCGGAAGGAUCUGAUUUGGUUUUGGGGGAUUUGCCAGUCAGUUCAUGUAAUCUUUGAGUAUAGUCCCCUUUUCUGAUCUUCUUUUCGUUUCCUUAAUUGUGUAUUGUGUGAUAUUCUGUUGUUGAUAUUAUGUGGAAUUCCAUUCUGUAUUUGCGUUGAUAAUA
Messenger RNA from Brassica rapa (field mustard), 1768 nucleotides. RefSeq names its product protein S-acyltransferase 8. The record is from RefSeq and is a predicted model, not a curated record. NCBI's taxonomy places the organism in Eukaryota, Viridiplantae, Streptophyta, Magnoliopsida, Brassicales, Brassicaceae. Gene Ontology annotation, biological process: peptidyl-L-cysteine S-palmitoylation; protein targeting to membrane. Gene Ontology annotation, cellular component: Golgi apparatus; endoplasmic reticulum. Gene Ontology annotation, molecular function: protein-cysteine S-palmitoyltransferase activity.